AUGAAUUUAAAUAUUACAAAUGACGGUAUGUCUGAUAUGCCAAAGAGCAAUACCCCAAUAUCAGAUUCUAUGAAUAGAUGGAAGAUGCCUCGUGGUGGUAUACCGAAUGGUAAUGAGAUGAUGUUACAUAGCCAGCUAGCUGCAGAGCAUUAUAAUAUUACACAACAAUUGAUACCUAAUUUCAUAUCACUCCAACAGCAACAACAACAAACAACACAACCUCCUGUAUUGCUCAAUCCAAUAACAAAUAAGAUAAAAAAUAAGAAGAGGAUAAAAAAGAAUGUUACUGUACUAAAAGAAAGUUCAAAUGAAACUAUUUUUGUUAAUUAUACGGUGGAAGAGAAGAAGCCAGCCAAGGAUAAACCGACGACAAAUAUCCCCGAAUCAAAUGGUACUACUUCAAAAACUGUGGAUACUGGAUCCUCUUCGUCGUCCUUUUCUUCUUCCCCUACUAAUGUUUCAAAAUUAAAUUCAAGUAAUAAAUCUUUGAAAAGAGAAUCAGCGCCAACUACCCUCAAUUUUUGUGGAGCUAGACAAAAUAAUAUAUUUCCAAUCGAUGAAAUUCAAGCCAACUCAAAUGAUAAUAUUCGUCCUCAACAAAUUGUUAUAAAAGAUAGUUCUACUACUAGUGGUACUAAUCAUGAUGAAAAUGAUGCAAAUAUGGAUUUCAGUAAAAUUGUAAAUAUGGACAGAAGAAGUAGAGUUAUAACACCAACGACGACUAGGUUUUAUAUGUCCUCCUCUUCAACACCUUCCUCCCCAGCUAUUGGAACACCGUCAUCUGCAUUUUAUGCCAAUAGUAUUCACAACAUAUCUGCUCAAAGACCGUCUUCCGCAGUAAUGCCAAAUUUCACAAAACAUGCGUCAUAUAAUGGGGUGUCACCAUAUGCGAAGCGGGUUGUCUCUAACAAGAAUUCCAUAUAUAAAUUACCAAAGGGAACUGGAUCAGUAAGUACAACCACACUAUCAUCAAAUUUAGAAUCAACAGCAUUUGAUCUAUCGAUGUAUAAUAAUUCCGUGCCGAGUAAUGGGCACUCCUAUAUUGAUAAUUUCAAUAGUGCGGCGGAUAGUAGUCCUAAUGAUGGUAGCUUAGAUAAUUCCUUUAACCAACAACAUCAUGGAAGUAUAUCUGAUCAAUUGAUCGAUCCAGAGAGGACAGCAGUGUCCUUACCAACCGAAUAUCAUGAUCCAUAUUCAGAAUCCUUAGAUAUGGGAUUAAUAAUGAGCAUAGGAAUAGAGGAACUUAAUCCUCAAAAACAUUCGACAGCAUCUAAUAAUAUAUCACGCACAGUUACAGGUAGUACGGUUACUAUUCAAUCCUAUAUGAAUGAUUUAGAACAUUUAAACUCCCAACAAUGUUUAGCAAACGAACUUCAAGUAGAUAACAAUAUGGAAAAUAAUCCUUUUCAUGCUAACAUCGAUCGUGAUAUAAAACAUGAUGAUGGAGAGAUUAGUCCUAAAUUUGGAGCUAUCGAUUUUGAUAAUAUCGAGGCGAUAUUUCCAAUCAAUAAUAAUUCAUCACCAAUUAAACAAGAAUUGGAUGAUAUUUUAAAUAUUCUUAAAUAA
Molecule: messenger RNA, 1566 nt
Organism: Maudiozyma barnettii
Lineage: Eukaryota; Fungi; Ascomycota; Saccharomycetes; Saccharomycetales; Saccharomycetaceae
Exons: 1
Coding region: 1-1566 (521 amino acids)
Source: RefSeq, a predicted model, not a curated record